Molecule: messenger RNA, 2514 nt
Organism: Neogale vison (American mink)
Lineage: Eukaryota; Metazoa; Chordata; Mammalia; Carnivora; Mustelidae
Gene: KCNIP4
Product: potassium voltage-gated channel interacting protein 4
Exons: 8
Coding region: 378-1079 (233 amino acids)
Biological process (GO): regulation of potassium ion transmembrane transport
Cellular component (GO): voltage-gated potassium channel complex
Molecular function (GO): potassium channel regulator activity; calcium ion binding
Source: RefSeq, a predicted model, not a curated record
CGUGCUCUCCAGGGCAAGUUUCCUGGGAGUGUCCCUCCUCUCCACGGACAGAGCAAAGUCUCCCGCUCUCCAACAGAUGCUCCCCUCACAGCUCUAAGCGCUAGUACCCGCUGGCGGCAGCGCAGAGCCCGGAGGCAGGCGCGCUCUGGUUGGGGGACCCCGCUAGGAAAUGCCAGCAUCAGCAUGAGAGGCUGGACUCCAGCCCCGGUCGGUCCUCACCCCGGGGGGCCGCUGCUCCGCCCGGUGCGUCUGCGAGGAGCUGCUCACUUUUCCCCCUCGCGACUCUUUGUUCCAAGCCAGAGACUGCUCGGAUUCUCUAAUUAACUCCCUCCGCUGCAAAGGGGUCCGGAGGCUGGGAUGCUCUGCCAGCUUGAAAGAUGUUGACUCUCGAGUGGGAGUCGGAAGGACUGCAAACAGUGGGUAUUGUUGUGAUUAUAUGUGCAUCUCUGAAGCUGCUUCAUUUGCUGGGACUGAUUGAUUUUUCGGAAGACAGCGUGGAAGAUGAACUGGAAAUGGCCACUGUCCGGCAUCGGCCUGAGGCUCUGGAGCUUCUGGAAGCCCAGAGCAAAUUUACCAAGAAGGAACUCCAGAUUCUUUACAGAGGAUUUAAGAAUGAAUGUCCCAGUGGUGUUGUUAAUGAAGAAACCUUCAAAGAGAUUUACUCACAGUUCUUUCCACAGGGAGACUCGACAACAUACGCGCACUUUCUGUUUAAUGCAUUUGAUACGGACCACAAUGGAGCUGUGAGUUUUGAGGAUUUCAUCAAGGGUCUUUCCAUUUUGCUCCGGGGAACAGUUCAAGAAAAACUCAACUGGGCAUUUAAUUUGUAUGACAUAAAUAAAGAUGGCUACAUCACUAAAGAAGAAAUGCUUGAUAUAAUGAAAGCAAUAUACGAUAUGAUGGGUAAAUGCACAUAUCCUGUCCUCAAGGAAGAUGCUCCUAGACAACAUGUCGAAACAUUUUUCCAGAAAAUGGACAAAAAUAAAGAUGGAGUUGUUACCAUAGAUGAGUUCAUUGAAAGUUGCCAAAAAGAUGAAAACAUAAUGCGCUCCAUGCAGCUCUUUGAAAAUGUGAUUUAACUUGUCAAAAGCAUCCUCGAUCAAACAGACAAAUGUGAACUAUUCUACCACACUUAAAGUUGGAGCUACCACUCUUAGCAUAGAUUGCUCAGCUUUACACUGAGGCAUAUUAUGCAAACAAGCUUUGUUUUAAUAUAAAGCAAUGCCCAAAAGAUUUGAGUUUUCCAGUUACAAAUUUGCAUCCUUUUCAUAAUGCCACUGAGUUCAUGGGAUGUUCUAAGUCAUUUCAUACCCUGUGACUAUUCCAAUUAGAAUCUGGCAUAUAGUUUUAUUGAUUCUUUAGCCAUGGGAUUAUUGAGCUUUCACAUUAUCAGUGAUUUUAAAAUAUCAGUGGUUUUUGCUACUCAACCGGAUGUAUUCAGCCCCAGGAUUUUAAAUGGUUUUCUAAAAUAUUGGCAUCUGCAUUUAAUUUCCAGAAAUUAAUUUUCAUGUUUAUAUGCUGUAAUUCCAUUUAUACACUAAGUAAACAAGAUUACUAUAAUUAAAAAACAAACACACAGUCCCAGUUUCUAUGGAUUUGCUGCCUUCUGUUAAAGAUAUUCAUUUAUCUGGCAUUUUUUAUAACAUGAAACAAAUUAGUUCAUCACCAGAUGUCAGCAUAUGCCUAAUAAAGCUUAUUUAAUAAGCAUUUCUUAAUUUUUCAUAAUACAUAUUAUAGCCAAGGCCUACAUGAUGUAUAUAAUUUUGGAUUUGUCCAAUCCUACAGGUUGACUGUUUUCUAUUGUGUCAUUAUAUGGAGGUCCCAGAAGGUGUGGAACAAAGCAAAGAUGUUCAUAGGUAUAUGCAAAGGGUCAAGAUAUCUGUCCUCUGGUACAUGGUAAUACUUAAUGCCAAGUGAUGCCUAACAGCAUUGAAGGCCUAUUCCAUCCCCUUUCCCUUGACUCCUUCAAGGUAUCUUUGUUUUACAUGCCAUUCAGGGCCAAAGAGACCUGGACUACCCCAAUGCCUACAGAGGACAGAGAGAAAGCAGAAUUCAGUUUGAAACCAUCAGUGAGUCCAUUCUAUCCAGAACUACCAUUCCAAAACGUCACUGAAAAUGAAAAUAAAUGCUAAGCAAUUUACGUGGACUGUAUUAUGAUUUUGCUCAUCAUAGAACUCCAACAAUUCAGAUUCUUUUUGCUGAUCAUAAGCCAAAAUCGUCAAGUUGCCACAACACUACUAAGGAUACAAACACCCUCCCUGUUUUGCAGAACUCUCAUAAAGAACAAGAAGCUACAGUAGGAGGAAAUCUGCAACUGUUUUUGCAACAAUUAAUCAGGUUAUCUAUUCUGGUGUAGAGAUAGGAUGUUGAAAGCUGCCCUGCUAUCACCAGUGUAGAAAUUAAGAGUAGUACAAUACAUGUACACUGAAAUUUGCCAUCGCGUGUUUGUGUAAACUCAAUGUGCACAUUUUGUAUUUCAAAAAAAUAAAAGCAAAUAAAAUGUUUAUAACUCUA